This is a messenger RNA of Cervus elaphus (red deer), 5518 nucleotides long. Its product is annotated as bile salt-activated lipase-like. NCBI's taxonomy places the organism in Eukaryota, Metazoa, Chordata, Mammalia, Artiodactyla, Cervidae. The record is from RefSeq and is a predicted model, not a curated record. Bases 862 to 1533 code for a protein of 223 amino acids. The transcript is spliced from 2 exons.
AAUACUGUAGUGGGUUGCCAUUUCCUUCUCCAGGGAAUCUUCCCCACCCAGGGAUCACACCCAAGUGCAUUGGUAGGCAGAUUCUUGACCACUGAACCAUGAGGGAAGCCCAGUGGUAAGAGUAUAAUCGACUAUAAUGCUGUAGUAGCAAGAUUCUAUUUAUACAUGUUAUAUGUUCUUAGUCAGACAGUUUUGAUUCUGAAGUUUUGCUAGGUCUACCCUGUCACAAAGAGUCGGACAUGACUGAGCGACUGAACUGAACUGAACUGAACCCUGUCGAAAGUCCAUCCCUUUCCAUGUUUACCAACUUGACCCUAACUCUAAAAAAGAAUAGACUGAUAUUUAAAAAUAAAUGUCUUCUGAGAUCCAAAUGUGGAUGUUGAUCAAGAAAUAAUUUCCAUGUCUUCAUUUCAAUAACUACAAAUUUUCGUGUCUUUUAUGAUUUCCAGUUCCAUACAUGUUCUGUACCUGUUGGCCUGCAUUAACUGUACUUCAUUUUCUUGUUGUAUCUCUUUGAUUUCUGAGAACUUUUUGCAUCUUUUCAUAUGGAAAAACUUAUUAUUCUUAAAUCCAUAAACAUUUAGUGGUUUCAGAUGCCAACAUAUCAUAAAAAGUAGAGUUAUAGAUACAUGAAAAAUUUCCAAUACAUCCAAAACCAAGGUGAAACUAGGUUCUAGGACUUUUUAAUCAGUAGAAAUUGAUAAGAGGCCAGACGCGAAAUUCAGGCAAGGCUUUAUUGGGACUUCUGUUGCAGCAGGAGGGAAUGAAAACAAGUAAAAUGUUCCCUUGCUUCUUCCCUGAGGGUCGAAGGAUGGGAACUUGUCCUCUUUAGGGGUGGGUCCACAGGUCAGGCCGGGGGUGAUGGGGGGCUCGCCCGUCCCGUUGGUGGUGCUGUGUAAGGUGGGUCCACAGGUCAGGCCGGGGGUGAUGGGGGGCUCGCCCGUCCCGUUGGUGGCGCUGUGUAAGGUGGGCCCACAGGUCAGGCCGGGGGUGAUGGGGGGCUCGCCCGUCCCGUUGGUGGCGCUGUGUAAGGUGGGCCCACAGGUCAGGCCGGGGGUGAUGGGGGGCUCGCCCGUCCCGUUGGUGGCGCUGUGUAAGGUGGGCCCACAGGUCAGGCCGGGGGUGAUGGGGGGCUCGCCCGUCCCGUUGGUGGCGCUGUGUAAGGUGGGCCCACAGGUCAGGCCGGGGGUGAUGGGGGGCUCGCCCGUCCCGGUGGUGGCGCUGUGUAAGGUGGGCCCACAGGUCAGGCCGGGGGUGAUGGGGGGCUCGCCCGUCCCGGUGGUGGCGCUGUGUAAGGUGGGCCCACAGGUCAGGCCGGGGGUGAUGGGGGGCUCGCCCGUCCCGUUGGUGGCGCUGUGUAAGGUGGGCCCACAGGUCAGGCCGGGGGUGAUGGGGGGCUCGCCCGUCCCGGUGGUGGCGCUGUGUACAGGCUUCGCUUGCAGUGCCCCGCUUGUGCUCCUGCCCCCUCAGAAGUGGGAGCUGGGUUUUUCAUCCUUUUUGUAUCUUCUUGUUCAUAAUUUGCCCCAUCUGUGAAUGCAUGCAGUUAUUUUUAAGGCCCUUUGGGUUUGUUUGUAUUUUGUUGUGUGAGGAGACACUGGUCCAGUUGCAGGCCCUGCAGCAAAAGAUCCCAGGUUCCAGCCUGUCUGAAAACCAGCUGUGGUUUGUAUAGCAGCUGUCUUUAAAGUAAUAUGUUGGUUUUUAAAAACUGAGAUAUUAUUGACAUAUAUAACAUUAUAUUUAGUUUCAUAUGUUCAAUAUAAUCUUUAUAGUAAUCUUGACAUUCUCUCUGCAUGCAUGGUGAAUCAAUUCAGUUGUGUCCGACUCUUUGUGACCCUGUGGAAUGUAGCCCACCAGGCUCUUCUGUCCAUGGGAUUCUCCAGGCAAAAAUCCUGGAGUGUGUUGCCUUUUCCUCCUCCAGGGUAUCUUCCCGACCCAGGUUCCCAGAUUGAACCUGCAUCUCUUAGGCCUACCUACAUUGGCCGGUGGGUUCUGUUUUUGUUUUAGUAUUCUACAUAAAAGAUCAUAUGGUAUUUCUCUUUCUCUGUCUGAUUCAUUUUACUUUGCACAAUGCCCUCAAGGGUGCAUCCAUGUUGUUGCAAAUAGAUUUCCUUCCUUUUUUAUGGUGAAUAUGUGUGUGUGUGUAUACACAUAUACCACAUUUUUUUAUCCGUACAUUCAUCAAUAGAUACUUAAGUUGUUUCCAUAUCUUGGCUAUUGAAAAUAAUGCUGCAGUGAGCUUGGGGUGCGUGUAUCUUUUUGAGUUGAUAUUUUCGUUUUCUUCAGACAUCAGAUAAGUAUCCAGAAGUGGAGUUGCUGUGUCAUAUGUUAGUUCUAGUUUUAAUUUUUUGAGAAAACUCCAUACUGUUUUCCACAGUAGCUGGACCAAUUUUCAUUUCCACCAUUCACCAACACUUGUUAUUUCUUGUCCUUUUGAUAAAAAAUGUUUGAUAGUAGCAUGGAGAGGUAGUCACCCUAAUAUGUUUAUCACUGGACCAUUUUUUGGCUUUCCCUUUUUUUCUUUCAAUUAUUUACUAACUACUAUAAAUGCUUAACUAAUUUUUUUAAAGUAAAUUUUUUUUUCAUAUUCUUGCCAGUUACUUUACUUUUAUUCCUAGACUACAUCCACAAGACCUCCGUCUUUUCCAUUACAUAUCCCUAUUUUUUUCUAGUUAAUCCUCUGUAUUUCAAGAUGUUCAGUAAUUUGUUAAAUUAAAGAUCAAUUGAUAUAAAGAAAGACUGACAUAGCCUGGUGAAAAUGGCUUACCCAACAAGAUCUAUUUGUUUAAAAUUAUGAGAAAGCAAUGUUUAAAUGGUUACAUGUUAAGGGAAACUCCUACUGACCUAAAUUUUGAAGUGUUUUAUGAUGGAGAAAAGUGGCACUUUUUUAAAAAAAUUGAACUAUAGUUGAUUUACAAUUCUGUUCUGGUUUUAGGUAUAUACAAAGUGAUUUGAUUAUAUGUUUAUAUAUAGUCAUUUAUUUAUAUUCUUUUCAGAUUCUUUUCCAUUAUGGUUUAUUACAAGGUACUGAAUAGAGUUCCCUGUGCUAUACGGUAGAUCUUUGUCGUUUAUCUGUUUUAUGUAUGGUGAUGUGUAUCUAUUAACCCUAUACUUCUCGUUUAUCACCCUCUUUCCCUUUGGUAACCGUACGUUUGUUUUCCACAUCUGUAAGUCUGUUUCUGUCUUGUAAAUAAGUUCAUUUGUAUUAUUUUUUAGAUUUCACAUAUAAGUGAUACAAUAUUAGUCUUUCUGACUUAAUUUACUUAGUAUGAUCAUCUCUAGCUCCUUCUGUGCUGCAAAUGGCAAUAAAAAAUGGCAUUCUUUAGUUUCAGUUUCUGUUAAUAUUGGCACAGAGAUUAAAAGCCUGGUGUUUAAUUCAAAAUUCAGGCUUUCUGUUUUAGAAUUUAUGGAGCGUUAUUUUCUGGCUGUCUUUGUUUUUUUGUUAUUGUUCUUUGUUUUUUGGUUUUUGUUGCUGUUGUUACCAUGGAAAAGAAUUUUCUCUGCUGAUUUUUGUGUGUGAUUUUAAGAGAGAUUUUCACAUAAUUUUUUCCCAAUAGAAAUUUAUAUUUAAAAGAGUUGUUUACAAUUAUUUCACUAUAAGGACUUCUCUUUUUCUAUCUGUCCUGAGUUCCUCCAUGCUAAUUUGGGGACAAUUUUGUCUGCCACAGUGCAUUUUAUUAAGUAGAGGAGCACUUCUUUUCCUUUUUUAAAAAAAAUCAAUCAGACACAUCUUAGUGCCCUUCAACCUAGCAAGUCACAUGGUAUUUCUAGCUGCCAGAACUGCUGACCAGAGGUCAUUGCUUGGAAGUGAAGGAAAAGGAAAUUGACCUUAUUAUUUCCUUUAUCAUAGACUAAAAAUAUACUGAAAUAAAUGCUAAUAGUACCUGUAAAACAUUCUUAUAACACUAGAAAUUAUGUUACUGAGUUCUGGUCUUUAUGUAUAUGUAUAUAUCCUUAAUAUUUUAAAAAUAAAAAGUUAAAAAAAAAGUUAACCUUGAAAAAAAUGAGAACUGUCCUCGUAGAGUGGUGUUUUUGAAGUUGUGGUAACAUACACGUAACAUAAAAUUGAGCAUCUUAACCAUUUUUAAGUGUAUAGUUCAGUUCAAUAUUGUUAUUCAACCAGUCUCCAGAUCUCUUUUCAUCUCGCAAACCUGAAGCUCACAAAAGUUAAAUAAAAUGUUGAUCUUUGGGGAGUAUUACAUGUCUUACUCCACAAAACAACCAAAAUGCUGUGUUUUAAAUAAACAAAUGCCAUUUAUUUUUCCAGUGUUAAUAGUUCAGUCUGUAAUCAUAGCAGGGUUAUAGGCAUUUCUUAUAUAGUCUCUUUUGUUUGGAUGUUAAUAUGUCUAUAAUUGUGAGAAAAAUAGGUAAAAGUAGAAAAAAAUUUUUUCUAAACUAUUCCUAAAUGUCCAAUUUUUAGAUAACCAAAAGUUGUGUAUAUUUGUACACAUUUCUCUAAUAUGUUACAGUAUAAGGUAUACUUAUUUGUCACCUGUUGCCAAUAAUACUUUUUGAGUAAGCCACCUCUGAGUUCACUGGCCUUAACAACAAGCAUUUUUUAUGAUCACCAUUCUUGAAGAUCUGCUGGAUUUGCCUGAUACAGGCUGCACUCAGGUCCAGGCUGUAGGGUCAGUUCAGGCCUUCGCUGUCUGGGGCUCAGGAUAAAGGGGCAGCAUUCUACUCAGAAUUGGCUAGUUGAUCACAGGGAGCUCAAAUAGAAUUGUCCAAGCAUAUUUUAGAUCUCUGUUAGUUUUAUAUAUUUGCCAACCUUCUGUUGUCCCAAGUAAGUCACGUGGCCAAAUUCAAUAUCAGCAGGUGGGGAAGUGCUUUCCAUCUACCAUGAGACCAUAGGAGAAUGUGGGUAUAUUUCUGUUACAGCAAAGAGAGACUUUUAGAAAGCAAGAAGAGUUACUUUCUAAACUUAAAAGGAAGAUUUCUUUAGCACCUAUCUUUUCCUAAUAAAUUCCUCACUCCUUUUAAAAUAAAAUCUGUUGUAUAUAAGAAUGGACAUCCAAAAAAACUUGCAAGUGGUAUAAAUCAAAAUUAUUUUCACUCUGCUAGCUUUUAAUACAGAUACUCCAGUUAGGUGAUUUUCUUCGUACUUUAAAAUAGCCUAUUAGUUACUGUAAAGAUCAAUACUUUUUAAAAAUUAGGUUCAUAUUUUUAAUUGAUGAUUCUUGAAGUGGAUCUGUCAGAGGAUUAAGAGUUACUAAACAAGUCACUCAUUUAAAGAGUAGUAUGUCUUGCUUUCCAAUUUGAUAGAAUACUAAGAUAUUUAUAAAAACAUAAAUUGUUUUUAUCUCACAGAGAUUAUGUGAUAAAUAUCUUUUGCUUUUGUUUGAAAACCUAGGUAGAGUUGGACUGAAACUACAACUUACAUUAUCCAGCAUUUCAUUAGUGCUUCUAAGCAGGACAGUUCAGUUCAGUUGCUCAGUCGUGUCCCACUCUUUGUGAUUCCAUGGACUGCAGCAUGCCAGGCUUCCCUGUCCAUCACCAACUCCCAGAGCUUGCUCAAACUCUG